Molecule: messenger RNA, 324 nt
Organism: Trichomonas vaginalis G3
Lineage: Eukaryota; Parabasalia; Trichomonadida; Trichomonadidae
Exons: 1
Source: RefSeq, a predicted model, not a curated record
AUGAAAUCUGUUCCAUACGUAUGUUAUGGUAAUUGUUUAUACAUUGAGUCUAAAAUAGCUAAUGUCACAGGCAUUUCAGGAGUUAAUAGUAAAGGUUCAGUAGAAUAUAAAUCCUUCUGUUAUGCAGUCAAUUCAAUGUUCAUUCCAAACGUUCCUGUCAUAGCAACUCAUUUAGGUAAAUGGGUUCGCAUUAGUCCUCAUAAUUUGAAAGACAUGCAAUUCAGACUUGUUGACUUUCAAGGAGAGCCUGUAGAACUGAAGGCACCAGUGCGAAUGACUGUUGAAGUUGACUUUUUAGAAAAUAUUAAAUGCAACAGCUUACAA